Phytophthora nicotianae INRA-310 is the source of this 1998-nucleotide messenger RNA. RefSeq lists its product as hypothetical. The transcript is spliced from 2 exons. Gene Ontology annotation, cellular component: cytoplasmic stress granule. Gene Ontology annotation, biological process: cytoplasmic stress granule assembly. Gene Ontology annotation, molecular function: RNA binding. The record is from RefSeq and is a predicted model, not a curated record. NCBI's taxonomy places the organism in Eukaryota, Oomycota, Peronosporomycetes, Peronosporales, Peronosporaceae. The coding region runs from base 1 to 1998 and encodes 665 amino acids.
AUGCAGACCACGACGACCAGACCGGGCGGCCAGGCGGCUGCCCGCAAGAACAGUAGCACUGGCAACGGUUCCAAGGGCAAGAAGAAGAAACCGCAGCAGCCUAAGAGCAAUGGCAAUGGCAAGGAUGCUGAGCCUGCGCCCGCGGGUCCGCGGCCCGUGGUCCCACCGCCGGUGUCCGGACCUUGGGGCAACCCGAAACCCGCAGCAACUAGCGCACCCCCACCGGGCUUCGCUCCCAGCCCUCCCAAGUCUACCUCGGGCUUCAGCGAUGCGCAUACGAGAUUGCUGCGGCAUCGUGCGCUGUUCGCGUUCCGCUACUUAGUGGGCAAAGCUGUGGAGCUGCAACUCGUGGCCUCUGACGAAAGAUACGCCGGUGUCUUGGACUGCGUGGACCCGGACGAUUUCUCGGUGGUAUUGAAGAGCACAAAACGGCUGAGCAGUGGCCCCAACGCCAAGCCGUUCGAGGACGGCAGUACCGUCAUCUUCAGACGCCACCAACUCGCACAUUUAGUGGCGGACGGCUCGGUCAAUUACACAGACGGCGUGUUCUCGUCAGGCGCUGCCGUUUCUGGUGGAUUCCGCACAGACACAGAGAUCAGUGGACAGAAGGGAGAGCAUUUGUAUGGACGAGAGCUGGAGGCGGCCAGUUCGUGGCUGGACCCGGCGUUGGACACCGGAUCACUCGAGGACUCGGCGUCUAAUGGCAGACGUAAAGGCUGGAACCAGUUCGAAGCGAACGAGAAGCUCUUCGGCGUCGUAUCGACGUAUGACGAGAAUAUUUAUACGACCAAGCUGGACAAGUCCAAGAUCUCCACAGAGCAGUCACGUGCGGCCGAGAAACUAGCACAGGAGAUCGAGCGCCAGUCGGCUGCGGGGAAUUUCCAUCUGCUGGAGGAGCGUGGACAGACUGCACGUGGCGAUAAACACGCUAACGACUUGGACGAAGAGGCCAGGUACAGCUCCGUGGAUCGCAGAGGCGCUCCUGGUGGUAACGCGUAUGUUCCUCCGGCUAUGCGGAAUGCGCAGCGUCAAUCCAGCGGUGGCAAGUCACAGCCGAAGGCACCAACUCCAGCUCCUCCUUCAGAACCGACACCUGCUGCAGCUCCAGCGCCACCCGCUGCGCCUAAGCCUUUGUCUUUCAGUGAAGCGGUCACUGGCCGAUCAGCUGCUGCACCUGCAGCACCGAAGGAGGCCUCCAAAAGCACUUCAGAUGAGAAGAAAGUGGCUUCUGCUUCCCCGAAGAAAGAAGCAGCGCCUGCACAGGUGAAUGGCAAGGAUGCGAAGCCCGCUGCAGUGAAAAGCCCGAAGAAGAACACUGCGAGUGGAAAGGAUCAGACGGAGACUAAGACUGAGAACAAAUCUACGUCCAAGACGACGACACCUACUACGACUAAGAAGGAGGAGACGCCCAAGACAGCUCCGAAGAAGGGAUUGAACCCGAAUGCCAAGGAAUUCAAGCUGAGCGCUUCCGCAGCCGAGUUCACUCCGAGCUUCUCGAUGCCACCGGCAGUAAAAGAGCACGUGUCGUCGCCCUACCGUGGCGGCUCUCCUGGUCACGUGCCGUACCCGCAUCCUGGAAUGGGCUACCCUCCGCCGAUGCAAGAAGAAUGGAUGUACGAUAGUAUGGCUGGAGAAGAAGGCGGCGAGAUGGGAAUGCCUCCUUACGGCUACGGUGUGCCGAUGGGACCCAAUGGAGUGCCCAUGAUGUAUCCUCCUAUGAUGCCUCAGCAGAAUAUGCGCAUGAUGGGCGGCCAACGCGGAGGCUACGGCUACCAGCAGCACGGAUACAACCCCCGGGGUUACUAUUCGCCACCGAAUGGUGGCUUCCCGCCGUACGCGGGUGUAGGUCCUCAGCCUCCUCUACCCCCCACGCCCAGCGGCGAUGAGUCCCCUGGUGAAGCUCCUGCAGAUAGCGCACCAGCUCCCCCCAUGCCUAAGACGGCACCUGAAGUAGACGCCACUCCGAAACAGCAGUCAUCGGCCCCCAAGAAAAAGUAG